Molecule: messenger RNA, 4024 nt
Organism: Apodemus sylvaticus (European woodmouse)
Lineage: Eukaryota; Metazoa; Chordata; Mammalia; Rodentia; Muridae
Gene: Tlr10
Product: toll like receptor 10
Exons: 4
Coding region: 1082-3517 (811 amino acids)
Biological process (GO): inflammatory response; immune response; cellular response to bacterial lipopeptide
Cellular component (GO): membrane
Molecular function (GO): transmembrane signaling receptor activity; Toll-like receptor 2 binding; lipopeptide binding
Source: RefSeq, a predicted model, not a curated record
CUGGAACAUAGAAAACAAAACUAAAACCAAGAAAGGUAAAAUAAGCCUAUAAGGAAAAAGAGAGAGAGCAAACAUUGACUUCACUUACAAAUGGCGCCAUCCUCGUCAGAGACAGAAAACAGAGCAGCAGAUACCAGAGGACGCAAAGGACGGAGCGAGGAGAUGGUGUCGAUGGACACUGAGUUUCAGUUUGUGAGGAUGGCUGAGGAAAAGGUUCUCGCAGUGACAGCAGAGAGGACUGAACAACCAUGGGGAUGUCCUUACUACCACAGAAUCACAGUCUGGCAAAGGCAAUGUGCUUUUUACUACAGUAAAAACAAGCAAACAAAAACAAACAAACAAAACGGUGCUCUUCUGUGUUAACCAAUGAAACGUGCAAUGUCGCCAGCACACGCCAGCAGAGGGGGAAAGGUCUGAACCUGACAGGAAGCGCUGAGUCAAACUGUUCCCGCAGCCACGUCUGGCCUCGUCAAGGCAUCGUCAAGGCAUCAUCCACAUACCUGCACCUCCAUAGAGAUUCAGAGACUUCAACCGUCACCCAGCCAGCUCUUCUACCCCCUGUAGGUGAUCCUAGGAAUCAUGGCCAAGUCUCUCUGAUGUAUGACUCUGACAGAGAAUCCCAUCACAGAAGCACACUGACGCUCAGAAAGGCCCUGGGGUGAGAAGGAGGAGCCUUGGCCAGCCGCUUUCAACAUAGUAUCGGUAGUGUCAACACAGUAACAAUACAUACUACCUACUGACUGGAUCCAUCUUUCAGGAAGCCUUACCUUGAGGAAUUAUCCACCUAAAAGACUACCUGCACUUCACAGCGAUAUAGAAGGUCCACGACUUCCUUCCAUCAGAUCCUCUCCUCUCCUCUUUUCUCUUUUCUCUCCCCUCAUUUGUGUGAAGCAGAAGGAAUCCUCCGGAGGAGGGUUCAACCCGUUCAUUAUCUUGUCUUCUUACUACACAACUGUGAGGAGAAACGGUUGUAUAAGGCAUCUCCUCAGCCUGUGGUGAGUUAUUACAACAACGUGAAGGAAAACAACAGAAAGCUUGUAUUUUUAAGUUACUCUGGGAGGGUAGAGGCCUUGGAAACACAAUGAGACUCAUCGGCAGCUUCUAUACACUUUGUAACAUCAUGAUGUCAACAGAAGCCUGGGCCCCAAGGCCGACAGGUGGAAGCGAACUGAUCUCCAACUGCUCCAACAUGGCUUUAAGGAAAGUUCCCCAAGAUGUGACCCCAGCCACGACCAUACUGGAUUUAUCCUACAACCUCCUCUAUCAGUUCCAGAGCUCAGAUUUCUACUCCUUCUCCAAACUGCGUUUUCUGAUCCUGUGCCACAACAGGAUACAACAGCUGGACACCAGGAUCUUUGACCUUAACAAGGAGUUAAGCUAUUUAGAUUUGUCUUACAAUAGAUUAAAGACCAUCAUUUGGUCUUCCUUGGCAGAUCUCAGACAUUUAGAUCUUUCUUUUAACGACUUUGACACCCUGCCUGCCUGUGAGGAGAUUGGCAACCUGGCACAUCUGGAAACCUUGGGUUUGAGCGGGGCGAAGAUACAAAGAUCAGAUCUCCAGAAAAUUGCUCAUUUGCGUCUCAGCACUGUGCUGUUAGGGCUGAGGACUCUGUCUCACUAUGAAGAAGGCAGCCUGCCCGUCCUAAACACCACAGUGCUCCACAUCGUUUUACCAAUGAACACAAAUUUCUGGCUGCUUCUGUGCGAUGGAAUGAAGACGUCAAAAAUAGUAGAAAUCUCAAAUAUAGAUGGCAGGAGCCAGUUUAUACGUUACGAGACUCCGAGAACUCUUUCUGUGGAGAAUACCAAGGCAUCCACUCUGAUACUCCAUCAAGUUGACUUGCUCUGGGACGACCUUCUCGACGUUUUCCAGUUUGUGUGGCAGACAUCAGUGGAAUGCUUCCAGAUUCGCGACCUGACUUUUGGAGGGAUGGUUAACCGUGACCACGGUUCAUUUGACUACUCAAAUACUGCAAUGAAAACUAUAAUCUUGGAGAACAUACAUUUCAGAAUCUUCUUUAUUCCCCAGGCUACGAUCUACUUGUUUUUCACCCUAAUGGACUUAGAAAACCUGACGAUAUCGGAUGCACAAAUGCCACAUCUGCUCUUCCCUAGUCACCCCCAAAGUUUCCAACAUUUAAAUUUUGCCAAUAACAUCUUAACAGAUGACCUGUUUAAAAACCCUAUCCAGCUGCCUUAUUUGAAAACUCUCGUUUUGAGGGGCAACAAACUGGAGACUCUUUCUCUGGUGAGUCUCUUUGCCAACCACACGUCCUUGCUUCUCUUGGAUCUGAGCCAGAACCUGUUGCAACAUAGAAACCAGGAGGACUGCAUGUGGCCGGACACCUUGAUCCUUUUGAACUUGUCGUCCAAUAAAUUUGAUGGCUCUGUUUUCCAAUGUUUGCCUAAAAGUAUCCAAACACUUGAUCUGAACAAUAACAAAAUUCGAGCAGUCCCUAAAGAGAUUACCCACCUAACGUCUUUACGAGAGCUAAGUAUUGCUUUUAAUUUUCUGACUGACCUCCCUGGGUGCAAUCACUUUGCACAGCUUUCUAUUCUGAACGUUGAAAUGAAUUUAAUUUUCAGCCCAUCUCUGGAUUUUUCCCAGAGCUGCCAGGAGGUGAAGACUCUAAGUGCAGGAAGAAAUCCAUUCCGGUGUACCUGUGAAUUAAGAGAUUUCAUUUGGCUUGAAAAACAUUCCAAGGGCCUGCUGGCUGGAUGGCCGGACUCAUAUGCCUGUGAGUCCCCUUUGAGUCUAAAGGGGACUCUGCUAAAAGAUGUUUAUCUUCCUGAAUUAGCUUGCAACACAACUAUGCUGAUUGUCACCAUUGCGCUGGUUAUGCUGAUUCUGGGUUUGAUUGUAGCGUUCUGCAUACUUCACUUUGACAUACGCUGGUAUCUCAGGAUGCUGAUCCAGUGCGUACGGACACAGCAUAGGGUUAGGAAGACAAUUCGAGAGCAGCGUAAGAGGAGUGUCCAGUUCCAUGCAUUUAUCUCCUAUGCUGCACCGGAUUCAGUCUGGGUGAAGAACGAACUGAUUCCCAAUUUAGAGACAGAAGAUGGCCCUGUCUUGCUCUGCCUUCCUGAGAGAAACUUUGACCCUGACAGGAGCACUGCUGAAAAUAUUAUCAGCUGCACUGAGAAGAGCUAUAAGUCCAUCCUCGUGCUGUCGCCUGACUUCGUCCAGGACGGGUGGUGCCAUUAUGAGCUCCAUCUCGCCCAUCACAGUCCCUUCGGUGACAGUUACGAUGACGUCAUUCCCGUCUUACUGGAACCCAUCCCCUCCUAUUGUAUUCCUACCAGGUUUCCUAAGCUGAAGGCUCUUUUGGAAAAGAAAGUAUACUUAGAGUGGCCCAAGGACAGGCGCAAACGUGGGCUUUUUUGGGCAAACCUUCGAGCUUCUAUUAAUGUUAAUCUAUCAGACACAAGGGGAAGGUGUGAGCUACAGACAUUCACAAAGCCUAGUCAGGAAUUCCAGGGUUCUACCAUCUCUCUGGUAAGAACAGACAGCUUCUAAAAUCCACCAUGCCCACAUUGAUUGUUGAAAGAGAAAUGGAUAUAACCUUUAAGAUGAUGGCUUUGUAAUAUCAAUCAAUUAAAAUAAAAAUGGUUGCCGGGUGGUUGUGGCGCACGCCUGUAAUCCCAGCACUCUGGGAGGCAGAGGCAGGAGGAUUUCUGAGUUCGAGGCCAGCCUGGUCUACAGAGUGAGUUUCAGGACAGCCAGGGCUAUACAGAGAAAUCCAUCUGGAAAAAACCAAAGCCAAAAAGCCAAAAAAUAAAGUAAAAUAAAAUAAAAUAAAAUAAAAUAAAAUAAAAUAAAAUAAAUAAAUAAAAAUGGUUAAUCCCUUGACUUCUUAGACAAGAAUGUCCUCAUGAGCAAGUUUGUAAAGGUUUAUGUAAAUAGUGGUGAUGAUUUGUUCAUGAUUUUAAGCGCAUCUUUAAUAUCCACAGAACAAGAAUUAAUGCCAAUGUAACAGAACAAUGCAUUGCCAUUAAAAAGAAUGGUGUGGAGACACAGAUUAUA